ACGCCAUAGUGCAAGGCUGUGUGUUUCACUGGACCAAGGCUGUUUGGGCUCGGGUGAUGGACCUCGGGUUGAAGCCUGCGUAUAUGCAGCGGUCCUCUGCCUUCAAUCUAAUUCGCCAGCUGUUGUGCCUGCCAUUUUUACCAGCCCAACACAUUCGCCCAACGUUUCUGAAGUUUGCAGAGCACGAAAGAUCACAUCCGGAUCGCGAAAAGAGGAACCGACUGAUGGACUACAUCUCUCGCCAGUGGCUUGAUCACCCGAUCUUUGAUGUUGCCAGUUGGUCCGUGUUCGGGUACCAGAUCCGAACGAAUAACGACGUUGAAGGAUAUCACCAUCGUCUGAACUCGAGAGCUGGUCACCGCGGUCUGACAUUUUACAGAUUAGUACCUGUGCUGCUCAGUGAGUGCCAGCAUGCACAGCGGCACGCAACCCUGAUAGCAUCCGGCAGCAAUGACGGCACAAAUAGAGGCCGUCAGUACAGACACCUCUCCCAAAAAGUCAAGGAUUUAUUUGAAAAAUACUCUGCGGGUGAACUGACGACCACUCACUACCUGCGUGCUUGCGGAAAACUAUACGGACCGCCAGAUAUGGAGUGAUGUACGCUGAAAACUACUGAAAUAUCGAAUGUGUUCAAAUAGACCCUACGGACAUUUCUUCGUGUUGUCAUGUUUAUGUACUUCAUAAACUUCAUAAACUAUAUAAAUAAAGAAUGCUUUUAUUGUCGUUUUAUGUAACUAAACUACUAAAAAAUGUUAAUUAAGUGACACAAGUUGCAUUAAAAUGUCAGAAAAAAAAACAUGAAAUAUAUAUGAA
Messenger RNA from Dreissena polymorpha, 813 nucleotides. RefSeq lists its product as uncharacterized. Bases 57 to 596 code for a protein of 179 amino acids. The transcript has 2 exons. Lineage: Eukaryota; Metazoa; Mollusca; Bivalvia; Myida; Dreissenidae. The record is from RefSeq and is a predicted model, not a curated record.